CACUCUUAUUAUGAUUUACUUUUAGUGACCACCUGUCCAACCAUGCCACCAAUGAGCUAAGAUCAUCCUGUAAUACUAUUCUAUCCGACAUACUGUGUGUGGGUAUCCAAAUUUUUAUGUCAUCAGCGAAGAGUAGAACGGAUGAUUUUGCUACAGUCGGCAAUUCAUUUACAUAAAGUAAAAAGGAAAGAGGACCGAGGAUUGUAUCUUGGAGAACUCCACUUUUUACAGGAUUUAUUAGAAGCAUUCAACAAUAUAUUUGAAGAUAUGGUUUGUAUUCCGUGCAUCGUAAUACCAGUCAUAUUAUGGAUACUACAUCGGCUUUUAUAUCCUGUCAUGUACUACUUUUUUCCAAAAUUAAAACCCAUUCCACAGCCGACAGUUGAUGAAUCGGAACAAUUGGAUGAUAUUACAAAAGACGAUGUAACCGAUACUUGUCAGCCAUCAUCACCUUCAAAGUCUAAAUCCGACUGAUUUCUUUCUUGUUGCAUUCUGUAAAUUGACUUUUGAUCUUACUUGAAUAAUUUAAAGUUCUUGUUUAUAUAUAAAAAAG
Molecule: messenger RNA, 553 nt
Organism: Schistosoma guineensis
Lineage: Eukaryota; Metazoa; Platyhelminthes; Trematoda; Strigeidida; Schistosomatidae
Source: the annotation of a GenBank genome assembly